Beauveria bassiana ARSEF 2860 is the source of this 900-nucleotide messenger RNA. RefSeq lists its product as uncharacterized. The record is from RefSeq and is a predicted model, not a curated record. Lineage: Eukaryota; Fungi; Ascomycota; Sordariomycetes; Hypocreales; Cordycipitaceae. Gene Ontology annotation, biological process: tRNA wobble uridine modification. The transcript has 3 exons. Gene Ontology annotation, cellular component: elongator holoenzyme complex. The coding region runs from base 1 to 900 and encodes 299 amino acids.
AUGCCCCCUCCUCCUGCUGCUCCUCCUCCUUCCACGUCCUCUUCAUAUCCGCGGACGCCGUCUUCUUCGUCUCGGAUACCACCGCGUCUCGAAGCGUACGUCGCCUCUGGGCCGCUCGCGCGCGACGAGGGCUCGCUGACCGUGGUGACGGCUGUGCAGGGCGCGAGCGCCAACUGGCUGCUUCUGCGGUACCUGUACGCGCUGCUGGCGGGUGGUGUUGGUGGUGGUGGUGGUGGUGGUAGUCGAGGUGUGGAAGAGCGAGGGGUUAUUGGGGUUGUGCUGGGCAUGGAUCUGAAUGCUCUUUGCAAGAAUGGGCGCUUUGCCUUUGUCGACGGCCUCACGGGGCUGUGCGCGCCGGUGGUACCCGGCAGCAGCAAUGGCAUCAUCGUUGGCGGCGGCGCAACGACGACGACGACAGCGUCGACGACAGAUAGUGACAACGUCGUCAAGGCCUGUGUGGAUACUGCGGCGGCGCGCCUCACCGCGGGAAGCAGGACGGUGCUGCUCGUGGACGGGUUGGAUGCAUAUGUCGCCACGGGCAGCGGCAGCGGCGCGGCUGGCGCAGCGAGCUUGAUUAUGAGUCUACGAGAGAACGUGCACUCUACACUUGUCACCCUCGCGGCCGACGAGCCUCUCGUUCACAUGCAGGCGGCAGCCCAGACGACGAAGCUGGAGCGGGAGCAAGCCGCGCUGGUGCUCGGGCAGGCGCACGCCGCCGACCAGGUCGUCUCGCUACGGCGGCUGGACACGGGCGCGGCGGCCGACGUCAGCGGCGUGCUGCGCGUCGUUGUCGGUCCUGCGGCGACGGCGGCGAAUUACGGGGACGGGGAUGAGGGUGAGGAGCUGCUGUAUCACGUCGCGGGCGACGGCAGCGUGCGCGUGUUUGAGAGGGGCGCGUGA